Rosa chinensis is the source of this 1950-nucleotide messenger RNA. Its product is annotated as branched-chain-amino-acid aminotransferase 6. NCBI's taxonomy places the organism in Eukaryota, Viridiplantae, Streptophyta, Magnoliopsida, Rosales, Rosaceae. Gene Ontology annotation, molecular function: branched-chain-amino-acid:2-oxoglutarate transaminase activity. The coding region runs from base 582 to 1694 and encodes 370 amino acids. The record is from RefSeq and is a predicted model, not a curated record. The transcript is spliced from 9 exons. Gene Ontology annotation, biological process: branched-chain amino acid metabolic process.
ACAAUGUCGUAAGAGGUGUAAUUACCAUUAUUAGAACUAAGAUUACACAAAAUAUGACUCAACAUUACCACUCUGACAACAAAUUUGUUGUCACUUUUGUAAAUGUGGGUAUGAGAUACCCACAAGUACACUAGAAUUUUCCAUAUAUCAUAACAUUCAGGAUCCAUAUAGUCUUGGUCAAUAAACUAAGAAAACAAGGAUGCGUUUGCUAAAGUUUUCUAACCGUCAACCUCUUUUUCCUCCAAGAGGGGGUGACGGUUUCAACCUCUGUCCAUCUCCUCCUUCACGUUGUCCAUCUUUAGCCAUCGCUUCCAUUCCUUGCUUUGGUUCUCCAUCAUCAACAACAUAUCCUCCAUGGAGCAAGACAACGUCUCACGCUCCCAAGAUACUGUUUCCAAGCCUUCGAUCGCUCCAUUGACGAUGAUUUGCUUUGAAUUCUGUGUACUUGGUGUCGCUGAAGCCGUGCCAUGGAUGGAUUAAGAACGAUUACCCCCAAAAAGAUGCUCCACUUGUCAACUUGAUUUCUAUAAGAUUUGGUAAUUGGUGUCGUUGUUUGGGCGGCGCUACUAGGAGUCGGCUCUAUGGUGGAGAGGCAGCACGUUGGCACUCUCAAAAAUUGCAUGGUGGCCCUCGAUUGCAGUCAAGUUUGCCUAAAUCCAAAAAGUCUGAAAAAAGGUGAAAUUUAUGCUGAUGGCAUUAACUGGGAUGAUCUUGGGUUUGGACUGAUUCCAAUCGAUCACAUGUACACCAUGAAAUGCUCCGACGGAGAAAACUUUUCACAAGGACAUCUCUCUCCCUUUGGAAAGAUUGAGCUUUGCCCAUCUGCUGGAAUAUUGAAUUAUGGACAGGGACUAUUCGAAGGUCUUAAGGCGACCAGAACAGAAGAUGGUCGUAUUAUGCUGUUUCGGCCCCAAGAGAAUGCUCUAAGAAUGAUUAUGGGUGCAGAGAGAAUGUGCAUGCCAUCUCCAUCCGUUGAGCAAUUUGUUGAUGCUGUGAAGCAAACAGUCUUCGCCAACAAGCGUUGGGUACCACCUCCAGGAAAAGGAUCAUUGUAUAUUAGGCCUUUGCUCGUGGGGAGUGGAUCUAAUCUGUGCUUGGGGCCGGGACUGGAGUAUACAUUCCUAAUUUUUGCUUCUCCAGUUGGUAAUUAUCACAAGGGAAGGGCAGCCCUAAAUUUGUAUGUUGAGCAUAAAAUCCACAGAGCUACUCCUGGUGGAACUGGAGGUGUCAAGUGUGUCACCAAUUACUCACCUGUUUACCAAACACAACAGCAAGCAAGGGCCAAGGGGUUCUCUGAUGUCUUAUUCCUAGAUUCUGCAACUGGUAAAAACAUUGAGGAGAUUGUACUAGCUAACAUUUUCAUUCUGAAGGGUAAUGUCAUUUCAACUCCAACACUGAAACAUGGAACUAUCCUCCCUGGAGUAACCCGUAAAAGCAUCAUUGAUAUUGCCCUUGAUUUUGGUUACCAGGUGGCGGAGCGUGUGAUCCCAGUGGAGGAUUUACUUGCAGCCGAUGAAGCUUUCUGCACAGGAACUGCCGUGGUUGUCAACCCUAUUGGCGCUGUAACUUAUCAAGACAAGAGGGUUGAAUACAAAACCGGAGGAGCGUUAUGUCAGAAACUGUAUGAAACGCUAACAGGAAUCCAAACUGGUCGUCUUGAGGACAAGAAGGGAUGGACCUUAGAGGUCAACUGAGCUUCUUUAUUGUACCAAACCCCAGAAGUUUGUCAUCUUUGAUAAGUAUUCUAUUUGUCAAUUGUUUUAAAUAUGUAGAAGUCCUAGUCUACUAGGAGUUUGUUAGUGUUUAUAAAGUCUUUAAGGAAAACCCAUGAACUUAGGAGUUGUUAAUCAUGGCGUAGUCGUUCCAGAUUUCUGUUAGUUUGUUUGUAUGCUGAUCUAUUUAUAUAGAGCUGCUUUUCAAUCAAUGAAAUCAUUCAGUUCCAAGCUUUCA